AUGGCAAAAAACACAGUCACAAUGUUUUUAUGCUUAUUAAUAUUGACGAGCCAUUGCAGCCUAAAAGAUUUGGUUGAUAAUCCUCAACAACAUAGGGAUAGAAGAAAAAAUAAUUUGAGAUCAAAUACCUAUAAGGAAAAUUUAUUGCAGUUUGAUUAAUAUUAACGAAGCUUUCUAAUUUCUGAGAACGUCCUUAGUGCUAAUCAAUAAGAGGUAUAAGUCACAAAGGAAAAAUUGUUUGCUAACUAAGAAGCUAUUAAAAAUUUAGAAGAUAAAAGAGAAAAUAAUGUUAACAGAGAGGUUGAUAAUGAAUUCAAAAACAAUGCCGAUUAAGCAUAGUCAUAAAAUAAUAAUAGUAAAUUUGAUUAAUCAAAAUAAUAAUAAUAAUACUAUUAGUAGGAAAAUUAAGCUUAAGAUUUAGAUAACAUAGAAGAAUAAACAUUACAUAUAGAAUAAUAAGACAGCGACCAUAAUAUUAAAAGAAUAAACAAAAACUAUGCUAUGUAAGAUUAGUAAGAUGGGGAAUAAGAUAAUAAUGAAGACGGGUAAGGACAAGAUGGAGAUACAUAAGAUGAGCCUCCUGCUGAUGAAAAUAAAGAAGAUCCACCAGCAGAAGAACCAAAAGAAGAUCCACCUGCUGAGGAACCGAAAGAAGAUCCCCCAGCUGAAGAGCCAAAGGAAGAUCCCCCAGCUGAAGAACCAAAAGAAGACCCCCCAGCUGAAGAACCUAAGGAAGAUCCACCUGCUGAAGAGCCAAAGGAAGAUCCUCCUGCUGAAGAACCAAAAGAAGAUCCACCUGCGGAGGAACCUAAAGAGGAUCCACCAGCUGAAGAACCUAAAGAAGACCCACCUGCUGAAGAACCAAAAGAAGAACCACCAGCUGAGGAACCUAAAGAAGAGCCUCCAGCUGAAGAACCGAAAGAAGAACCUCCAGCUGAAGAGCCAAAAGAAGAACCACCAGCUGAGGAACCUAAAGAAGAGCCACCAGCUGAGGAACCUAAAGAAGAGCCACCAGCUGAAGAAACCAAAGAAGAGCCACCUGCUGAAGAACCUAAGGAAGAGCCACCAGCUGAAGAACCAAAAGAAGAACCACCUGCUGAAGAACCAAAGGAAGAUCCACCUGCUGAAGAACCAAAGGAAGAUCCACCAGCCGAAGAACCUAAGGAAGAUCCACCUGCUGAGGAACCGAAAGAAGAACCUCCAGCUGAAGAGCCAAAAGAAGAUCCACCUGCUGAAGAACCAAAGGAAGAUCCACCUGCUGAAGAACCAAAAGAAGAACCACCAGCAGAAGAGACGAAAGAAGAACCUCCUGCUGAGGAAACAAAAGAAGAACCUUCCCUGCUGAAGAAACUAAAGAAGAACCUCCCGGCUGAAGAAACAAAAGAAGAACCUCCUGCUGAAGAAACUAAAGAAGAGCCUCCUGCUGAGGAAACUAAAGAAGAACCACCAGCUGAAGAGACUAAAGAAGAACCACCAGCCGAAGAAACUAAAGAGGAGCCUCCCGCUGAAGAAACAAAAGAGGAACCACCAGCUGAAGAGACUAAAGAAGAACCACCAGCAGAAGAGACUAAAGAAGAACCUCCCGCUGAAGAAACAAAAGAAGAACCACCUGCUGAGGAAACUAAAGAAGAACCACCAGCUGAAGAGACUAAAGAAGAACCUCCUGCUGAGGAAACAAAAGAAGAACCUCCCGCUGAAGAAACAAAAGAAGAACCACCUGCUGAAGAAGAAAAAAAAUCAGAAGAAGAAACAAAGCCUGAAGAAGAGGCGAAGCCUGAAGAAGAGGCGAGGCCAGAAGAAGAAACAAAAGCUGAAGAGGAAACUAAACCUGAAGAAGAGUCGAAACCAGAAGAGGAAACAAAGCCUGAAGAAGAGGCUAAACCCGAAGAAGAAGCAAAAGCUGAAGAGGAAACUAAGCCAGAAGAAGAAACUAAAGCCGAAGAAGAAACAAAAGCAGAAGAAGAAGCUAAACCAGAAGAAGAAACAAAACCUGAAGAAGAGGCUAAACCUGAAGAAGAAACAAAACCUGAAGAAGAAGCUAAACCAGAAGAAGAAACAAAACCUGAAGAAGAGGCUAAACCUGAAGAAGAAACAAAACCUGAAGAAGAAGCUAAACCAGAAGAAGAAACAAAACCUGAAGAAGAGGCUAAACCUGAAGAAGAAACAAAAGCGGAAGAAGAGGUUAAACCUGAAGAAGAAACAAAAGCGGAAGAAGAGGCAAAGCCAGAAGAGGAAACUAAGGCUGAAGAAGAAGCAAAGGCAGAAGAGGAAACUAAAGCUGAAGAAGAGGCAAAGCCAGAAGAGGAAGCGAAACCUGAAGAAGAAACAAAAGCAGAAGAGGAAGUGAAACCUGAAGAAGAGGCAAAGCCAGAAGAGGAAGCGAAACCUGAAGAGGAAACUAAAGCAGAAGAAGAGGCCAAACCAGAAGAAGAAGCAAAGCCUGAAGAAGAGACAAAGCCAGAAGAGGAAACUAAAGCAGAAGAAGAAACAAAGGCAGAAGAAGAAGCAAAGCCAGAAGAGGAGACUAAGGCUGAAGAGGAAACUAAGGCAGAAGAAGAAGCAAAGCCAGAAGAGGAGACUAAGGCUGAAGAGGAAACUAAGGCAGAAGAAGAAACAAAGCCAGAAGAGGAAACUAAAGCCGAAGAAGAGGCGAAGCCAGAAGAAGAAACAAAAGCUGAGGAGGAAACUAAACCUGAAGAAGAAGACUAAACCAGAAGAAGAAGCAAAAGCUGA
Molecule: messenger RNA, 2733 nt
Organism: Paramecium tetraurelia
Lineage: Eukaryota; Ciliophora; Oligohymenophorea; Peniculida; Parameciidae
Exons: 3
Source: RefSeq, a predicted model, not a curated record